AUGGGUUUUGAAUUCCUUAUACAUGAGUUCCUUUCUGCUCUUCAUGAUCUUCGCACUUUCUUGGACUCGGUGUCACAAACGUGCUACACCCAGUUUUGCCAAAAGGUCCAAGUGCAUCUUGACUCCUUUGUCCAAUCAUCAUGGCUGUCGUGGUGCGAGGAAUUGAUCUCGCCCAAGUGGGCUGCUGCCUUCUCGAUGACCAUGGAACUGAGCCCUCCUCCGGUGACUGAAGCUUCCGUGCAUACUCCUUUCGAUACUGGGAAGGUCGUGGCCUCCAACUCUCUGACCACUUCCACCGGUGCCGACAACUCCCUUCUAGCUGCCUUUCUGGCACCUUCCUCCGUGGUAGCUGCUCCUGUUGUGGCUGUGGCUGCUCAAGGUGUUCCCAUUCCAAAGUUUGAGUUCCAGGCUCGUGCAGCCAACCCGGUUGCUAUCGACCCUCCUUCCGACUCCGAUACUGUGGCCAUGGAGGUCGACAUUCCACUUGCUACCGUGGUCGCCCAACCCCCUUCUGUAUCAGUCUCUGAGAUCAUCGAGCUCUCCAGCAAUGAUGAGGAUGACAGUGACAGUGAUGAGGUCGAGUUCAUUGGUGGCACGAUUCCCAACUUGUCUCCAGUGCAUUCGAAGAAGGGCAAGGGUCGCGGUCGCAAGUCCAUCAAAGCUUCCAGAAUGACUACGACCUCAGAGGACCAGUAUGUGCGCAUGCCUGUGCACACCUUUCGUGAUCGCUCCCUCCCCCCAGAGUAUCUUCUGGCUUGGCAGAAGCCAUCUAUUGCUUGCUUGAAGGACUGGCCCCUGCCCAAGAUGCUGGAUGCUUCUGUGAUUGCGAAGGCUUCCAGUCACCAGGGUGACUAUGACGAGCAGAUGUGUGAUGUGAACACUGCUGGCAGCAAUUACACUGCAGAGCUCGAGCUUCCGCUGGACACACCGAUUGAUGAAUAUGAGACUGCGAUUGCUCUGACCCCAUGCCUUUGUCUGGCCCAUACCUUACCCGAGAUGCCUGAGCCUGAUGUUGAGUCUGACACUGAAGGUGCACCUGAGGUUGUGACCGUCAAGCAAGAGAAGGACACCGCCAGGCCUUCUCGUUGUAAGCUGGCAAUUCCUCCGCCGCUGCGUGGUCAUUUCGACAGGCCUCCCAAGUGUCCUCGCUUUGACGACUCUGACCUGGAUGACAUCAUGACACAGCACUUCCAUGCUGGCACCAUCGUUGUCCUGUCGAUCAAGGUCCUCAAGCUGCACUCAUUGAAAGGCAAAGCUCAUGCAAAGGGUUCCUCCAAGAACGUGGCCAUGAAGUCAGAACUGACUCGCACUUUGCCAGCCACCAUCGAGCCUUCUGUGGCCAGUACACAACUCGAGCAGAUGAUUGAGCUCUCACAGCAGCUUCUCAUGGAGAAUUGCGCCUUGAGGGCUCACAAGUCAUCAUAUCAUCGGUGCGCUGGGCUUGGGCUGGGGUGA
Molecule: messenger RNA, 1455 nt
Organism: Laetiporus sulphureus 93-53
Lineage: Eukaryota; Fungi; Basidiomycota; Agaricomycetes; Polyporales; Laetiporaceae
Exons: 6
Coding region: 1-1455 (484 amino acids)
Source: RefSeq, a predicted model, not a curated record